AUGGUGAAGAUAACGCUGCAAGUGCCGGGGGCUGAUUGGUCAGCAGCGACUUGCCAGCGCAACUUUCGGCUGCAAGGAAGAAGCAGAGCAGAAGAAAAACAAAGUCGCUGCAGGCGAAGACGAAGACGAAGGGAUGAUGGAAUAGCUAAUAAUAAAGAAACAAGCCGCUGUUUCUCUGCUCCCCCGCUAGCUGCCCGAUGCUUGUGUUUCUUGGUCGCUCAAUGGGCUUCUCCUCAGGCCUAUUGCCCGGCUGCCGCUGUUCGUGAAGACCACCCUCCCUCGACUUUGACAUCAACAUUGAACGGCCCAACUCUGGUCGCUACCUAUCGCUCGCUACCGUCUUAUAUACCUGCGCAGUACUUCUGUCAUACCUUUGCCGAUGGGUGUCUGUUUGUCGUGCCUGCAUGGGCAGGAGAGGACGGAGGUAGGUCAUCUGCCCGCUGGUGGCUGGGGCGUAUCGUAGGAGAGCGUUUACUGACUGAUACCCCGUCGCAUUGCGAUAUAUCACAGUCCGAGUCCUCGCGUUUGCUAGAUGAAGACAUAUAUCAGGCCGGAUUUAACUACGGGACUGUCCAGGGCCCUCCACCGGGCCCAGAGCUUGAGACGUUGAAGCGCGAGAGGGAGGCUCUCGAGGCCAUCUGCCAGCGAGCGUCAGAGUAA
Trichophyton rubrum CBS 118892 is the source of this 660-nucleotide messenger RNA. RefSeq lists its product as uncharacterized. The record is from RefSeq and is a predicted model, not a curated record. The transcript has a single exon. Bases 1 to 660 code for a protein of 219 amino acids. NCBI's taxonomy places the organism in Eukaryota, Fungi, Ascomycota, Eurotiomycetes, Onygenales, Arthrodermataceae.